UGGUCCGUGUUGACUGUUGUUUACCACUUGCAUUCCGCUUUGUAAAUGCACUCUAGCAAUUUCAUAGCACCGAAAACUCUUCUAAACAGUUCAUGAGUUAAAAAAAUAUCGCUUGUAUAUAGAUUGGCCAUGGAGUGCCAAAAUACUCUCACUUGUCAGUGCAUAAUGGAAAGGAUCUUCAGCAAUUGGCAUGAGUUAAAAAAAGCCAUUGAACAUGGCAUGGGGUCUUAUGAACAAGCUCGCAGCUUUGUGCUGUAUAUUGUCGAAAUUUUCAAGAUGAAUGAUGAAUUAGAUGUAAUGGAUUUGUCUGCUGAACUUUAUGAUUAUAUGGAAGGUGAGUUUCAGAUUCAGCUUGAAGACAACAGUGAAAAGGAAGUGGCUCAACGUGCAAUACGAUUCCACAAGCUAUUUAAAAACAAUGACUUGAGGAGCAUUGAAAUUGAAAACAAUAAGUUACCACCGUUUCAACCUUGGAUUCUUUCAAAUAGAACCAUCAGAACCGCCACUAUUACAAGCAAUGCAACAGAAGAAGACUCGAGUGAUGAUGAAACAGGUGGAUCAUCUCAAUCGCCUACAGAGACUUCACCGCAAUCAAGCUCUACUGCAAUGGAGAUAGAUGAAGAUGAUUGGUCGAUAGUUGGUAGAAGAAAAAAAUAAUAUUGGUUAUCCUUGUUAUAAUUAAUGUUAAGUUUUAGACUGUUUAGUUAUAAAUUGUAAAUAUUUAUUUUUAUUAGAGCGUUCAAUGUUCAUAAUGUUCCUAAUUGUAACUAUUACUCAAGCUGUGAACGAAUGAGUGACGCGUAGCAAAAUACCACUAAUGUACAAAUUUUCAAUAAGAAUAUUAAGUUUUCAUUAGUUGAUAAACUACCAUAGGUAGCCUAAUGUACAUAUUGUAUUUUAUAAAAAAAGACAAAUUCUAAGAUAUGAUCUCAAGUUGAUACGUAAUGAUAAGUAUCAUAAAUAUUGUACAAAAUUGGAAAGGCAAUGUAAAUUUAACUUUAAGAAAAAUUAAUAGAAAUAAUUA
Molecule: messenger RNA, 1024 nt
Organism: Trichogramma pretiosum
Lineage: Eukaryota; Metazoa; Arthropoda; Insecta; Hymenoptera; Trichogrammatidae
Exons: 2
Coding region: 130-657 (175 amino acids)
Biological process (GO): maturation of SSU-rRNA from tricistronic rRNA transcript (SSU-rRNA, 5.8S rRNA, LSU-rRNA)
Cellular component (GO): nucleus
Source: RefSeq, a predicted model, not a curated record